UUUUUGGUUGAACUAUAUUAAGAAAAUUAUGCCUUACACAGAUAUGUAAUUGGAAAAGGGAGGGGUAUUUUAAGAGGUAAAUAACAUGAAUCAUAGUAGCAUUAUGAAAAUAGUUUUGACCUUAAGGACCCCCUGAAAAGGUCUCUGGGACCAUCAGGAUUCAGGGACCACAUUUUAUAAACCCUAACCCAGAUAAUCCAUACUACUGCUAUCUUAUCUCUAAGAAUACUUCCCAUAUUCACUGAAUAUAAUUUGUAGGUUUGGUUAUUUGUAGCUUGCCUCUCAUUAGAAUGUGAGCUCCUUGAGGUCAGGAACCCAGUUUCUGUCUUUCUUUGUAUCCCCAGGGCUUAGCACUGGGCCUGACCCAGUGGAGGCACUUAAAUCUUCUUGAUAGUAAUGAGAUAUACUCUAAAAUCCCGUCUCCCUCUACAAGUUAUGAACUAAGUACUCCUGAGGAUGGUGAUGGGAUUCUUUUGCAGGUUUUGAGCUUAUUUUGAGAAUUUGCACUUCUCCCCUCAGAGAGCCCUCCCCUUCUCUAUUUCAUGUCUCUCUGUAUGUCCCUCCCCCACAAAGCAAUAUUUAAAUUUCCAGCUAACCUCAAUGCCACAGUACUAAAGGACUUCUUAAACUGGGGACCUUACCCCCCCCCCCCCAUUUUGAUAGCUAUUUCCAUAUGACUGGAUUUCUUUUUGGUCAUCCUAUGUAUUUUAUUUUAUGCAUUUAAAAACACCAUUCAGUGAAGUGUUUCUUAGGCUGCACCAGAUUGCUAAAGGGGUCCAAAUCCAAAAAACAUUUAAGAACUCCUGAAUUCCAGGGUCUCCAGCUUGAGCCUAGAACAGGGGGCACACAAGGAGGGAGAGUGAUUGGUAAGGUCCUAAAGAACAUAUGGAUUCAUCACACCCACAUUUUCUCUAUUUUUUCAGAAGUCAAUAAAAAUUUUUGAGAGCCUACUAUGUGCCAGGUCCUGUGUUAAAUUUUGGAGAUAUAAAGAGAAGGAAGGAAGGAAGGAAGGAAGGAAGGAAGGAAGGAAGGAAGGAAGGAAGGAAGGAAGGAAGGAAGGAAGGAAGGAAGGAAGGAAGGAAGGAAGGAAGAAAGGAAGGAAGGAAGGAAGGAAGGAAGGAAAGGGAGGGAGGGAGGAAGGGAGGAAAGGGAGGGAGGAAGGGAGGGAGGGAAAAAGAAUCCUUCCUCUCAAGUAGCACAGUCUAAAGGGGGAGAUCACAAACAACUACAUACAAAUCAGCUAUUUUACAUGGGAUUAAUUGGAGGUAAUCAACAGAAGAAAGGAAUUAGAAUUAAGGGGAAUCGGGAAAAGCUUCCUGCCUUUCUCCCGCCUAAGGGAGCAGGCACCACCUCCCAAAGCUAAGAAGGGGUCCAGGGGUCCGGAGAAACGAAUUCCAACUCUCAACAUUCCCUACAGGAAGACUACAUCUCAAAGUGUUUCUCUUCCAGAGGAGGAGGGAGAUGGGGAGAGAAACAAAUCUCUCUUCUGCCGCCAAGAAGUCCGGCUGGGAUACUCAUGCUCCUCCUGGAGACUAGCAAGGAUCCUCAUCUAUGGAGAAAGACUUUUUCCUUCCCUCUUCCAAAUUCCUUAAAAAAAAAAAGACUGAAAAAAAGGGGAGGGAAGGAGAACAUUUGGUGGUCUCACGUGGUUGGCCUGGUGCUGAGUUUAAAGCAGAAAGAAAUCCGAAUAGGGUUCCUGUUUCCCAAACUGAGCCAAUCCUACACUUUAAGAAUAGCCCUGGCUAACCAGUCAUGCCACCCGCCUAAGCUCGGAGCCUAUUCAGCGUGACUCGGGCCCUUCCACUCAAGUCUGACUCUCCUUGGGAGAGUCCUUCCAACCCUUUUCUUCUCCCAUCUCAGACGAAUAAUUCUCCUCUUACUCUCUAAAUGGGUAUUUUAAUAUACCUAGAAGGAAGAUGAAUCUUUCCCAAAGAAAGAUAAAAGUGGAAAUUCAAUAUGCCUUACAGUGAGUUUCUUCCCCAAAGUGAAUAAGGGGUACGUUAAAAAAAAAGUUUCUUAAAAGUUUCCUUCCCCCCUCCUCCUUCCCCUCCCCUAAGGAAUCCGCCCAAAGCGCUCCAGACACAGCCUCCCCCUAAACCCUCCCCCGCCCCCUUUCGACUUCUGACCAAUCGAAAGAAAGCUACAGAGAAAACAAAGGCUUCCAUUGGAUUUGGCUGAGUCGCUGAGACCCGCCCCCUUGGGUGGUUUGUGAAUGGGGUGGAGGGGAGCAAAGGAGGCGGGGCUCCCUGGAACACAGCGAGAUAUACUCUUCCUUUGGGGAGUGCGGCGAGUUGGAAUUCGUUCCUUUGGACCCUUCGAUCCCUUCUCGGCUCUGGGAGGUGGCGCCUGGAGCCGCCGCUGGGACCGAGUGGCAGAAAGGGCCUGGGGGCUGCACGUCGGACUGCCACGCGAGCCUGGGGCCGGUGCCACAGAGGGAAUCAAAGUGGGGGGAGGCCCGAGGCGUCCAGUAAUUGGAUUUCCCAAACUUAUUGAACUCUCCGAGGAAAGACGCGGAUAAAGCUCGAAGCAGGAAUAAUCCGUUUAGCUGGAGCUUUGGUCAGAGCCCGUGGGGCCGCGAGCUGCGAGGAGUGGAGGGAGGAGCAGGAGGAGACAGCGACUGGAGAAAAGAGAGGCGAGGCGAGAAGGAGGAGGAGGAGGCGGCUGCAGAGGAAGAAGGAGGAGGAGCUGCUGGAGUAGAGGCGGCGGCGGCGGCGGCUGCAGCCAGAGUGAGCCAGUGGCUGCUCCAGCCCCGUGCUUGGCGGGGACAGACUUUGGGCUUUUGCGGGGGGAGGGGGAGAGAGGGAGACGAGAUCGGGAAGGAGGAGGAGAUUAAAGGGACCUCGGGAAACUUUCGAACGUAAUCGGAGGCGCUUGUUGCUUCUCGACCCAGAAAGACGAACCGUUACGUCCCGGCUUGGCAGGGUGGGGUGGUGGAGGGGAAUCUCUCCUCUGCUGGCCUCAAGGAAGAGCAGAAGAGCUUGGAACUGGUGGGGAAGCGAUCUCCGGAGCCCGAGUGGCUGACUGCUUAUUAAACCUCACCCCGGGGUGGGAGGGGGACGAUUGCUUCACCCUUGGCUUGACACCUUCCUUCCUACCCCCGGACCCCUGCCCUUGUUCUUGGAGACCCGCCUCUGGACUCUCAUGUGCGGGGAGCAGCGGCGACGCCUCCCCAGGAUCCCCUCCUCGCCUCUUCAGACGCCUAAGCCGGCUUCCCCGAACUCUGGGUGAGGAGCGCGCUUCUCUCACGGCUUGCAAUGCUGGGCCUAGGCACGGCCGUCCCCUCCGCCUCGCUGGGCCUGUGCGCCCUAGUGGGCGCCGCGCUGCUGGGCUUGCUGCCGGCGGGCUCGGGGGCUCAGCCCUACCACGGCGAGAAAGGAAUCUCGGUGCCAGACCACGGCUUCUGCCAGCCCAUCUCCAUCCCUCUUUGCACCGACAUUGCCUACAACCAGACCAUUCUGCCUAACCUGCUGGGCCAUACGAAUCAGGAGGACGCCGGGCUGGAGGUGCACCAAUUCUACCCGCUAGUGAAGGUGCAGUGCUCUCCCGAACUGCGCUUCUUCCUGUGCUCCAUGUACGCUCCCGUGUGCACCGUCCUGGAGCAGGCCAUCCCUCCCUGCCGUUCCCUGUGCGAGAGGGCCCGCCAGGGCUGCGAGGCGCUCAUGAACAAGUUCGGCUUCCAGUGGCCCGAGCGGCUCCGCUGCGAGAACUUCCCCGUGCACGGCGCGGGCGAGAUCUGCGUGGGGCAGAACACAUCAGACAGCGCUGGAGGAGCGGGCGGAGGCCCUACAGCCUACCCCACUGCGCCCUACCUGCCGGACCUGCCUUUCACGGCUCACCCCCAGGUGCCGGGACGGCUUUCCUUUCCUUUCUCCUGUCCCCGCCAGCUGAAGGUGCCUCCCUAUCUAGGCUACCGUUUCCUAGGUGAGCGGGACUGCGGGGCCCCGUGCGAGCCGGGUCGGGCCAACGGGCUCAUGUACUUUAAGGAGGAGGAGAGGCGCUUUGCCCGACUGUGGGUGGGCGUGUGGUCCGUACUGUGCUGCGCUUCCACGCUCUUCACCGUGCUCACCUACUUGGUGGACAUGCGGCGCUUCAGCUACCCGGAGCGGCCCAUCAUUUUCCUGUCCGGUUGCUACUUCAUGGUGGCUGUGGCCCACGUGGCCGGCUUCCUUCUGGAGGACCGGGCAGUGUGCGUGGAGCGCUUCUCGGACGAGGGCUACCGCACGGUGGCGCAGGGCACCAAGAAGGAGGGCUGCACCAUACUCUUCAUGGUACUUUACUUCUUCGGCAUGGCCAGCUCCAUCUGGUGGGUCAUCCUCUCCCUCACCUGGUUCCUGGCGGCCGGCAUGAAAUGGGGCCACGAAGCCAUCGAAGCCAACUCGCAGUACUUCCACCUGGCUGCCUGGGCCGUGCCAGCCGUGAAGACCAUCACCAUUUUGGCCAUGGGGCAGGUGGAUGGGGACUUACUGAGCGGGGUGUGCUACGUGGGCCUGUCCAGCGUGGACGCCCUGCGGGGCUUCGUGCUGGCGCCUCUCUUCGUCUAUCUCUUCAUCGGCACCUCCUUUCUCCUGGCUGGCUUCGUGUCCCUCUUCCGAAUUCGCACCAUCAUGAAACACGAUGGCACCAAGACUGAGAAGCUGGAGAAGCUCAUGGUGCGCAUCGGGGUCUUCAGCGUGCUCUACACGGUGCCAGCCACUAUUGUCCUGGCCUGUUACUUCUACGAGCAGGCGUUCCGGGAGCACUGGGAACGCACCUGGCUGCUGCAGACUUGUAAAAGCUAUGCGGUGCCCUGCCCCCCGGGCCACUUCCCCCCUAUGAGCCCGGACUUUACGGUCUUCAUGAUCAAGUACUUGAUGACCAUGAUCGUGGGUAUCACCACCGGCUUCUGGAUCUGGUCCGGCAAGACCCUGCAGUCGUGGCGCCGCUUUUAUCACAGACUCAGUCACAGCAGCAAAGGAGAGACUGCGGUAUGAACCGGUCCCCUCCGUCCUCCUCUCCACUUUCCCACCCCCCUCCAAAUCCGCUGCUGGGUGGAAGAGAGGCCGGGGAAAGAACUCGCAUUUGGGUUUUUUGUUUUGUUUUGAACUCCCUCCCCUCCUUCCCUUCACCAAAGAACCUAGUGCCGUCUUCAUUGGCGGAGGGGUGGGUCGAACAAGGGAGCCUUGAAUGUAAAGACUUUUAGGUCGCGGUGGGGAAAGACCUUUUGGAUACAGACUUCCACGAGAAUAAUAAUUUAAAAACCAUUUAAAGGUACGGUAGGACAUUGGUCCAGCAAAGAAAAUCCCGAAGAACAGAUUCUGAAGGCUCUCCCCUCUUAGGAGGCUGAACUCUGGAGCAGAACUGUUGGCUCUCUGCUCCGAGGAAAGUUGCUUGUCUAACUCCUGUGGUGCCCGGGUGAAAGGUAAAGCUGUGUCUGCUGCGGCUUUGUUGGGAGAAGGGAGGACCCCAUGCAGUGUCCUUGUCAAGCAGUGGUCAAACCAUAAUCUCUUUUCACUGGGGCCAAACUGGAGCCCAGAUGGGUUAAUUUCCAGGGUCAGACAUUAGUUUCUUCUAUCCAAUUCUCUCCCUCCCUCCCCCCAAUUCUGUUUCACUCCCUUACUCCUUUCAAGUCCUGUAAAAUAAGCAUUUGAAAAUCUUGAGAGGCAAUAAUUUUAAAUCCCAUUAUAAACGUAAAAAAAAAAAGAACCACACACAAAACAAAAUCUGGGUAGAGUUCCUAAAAAGAAACCGGCUGCUCUGGAUGCCUCAGCUAUAACUUUUCUAAGUCAAGUAUUAGCUUUUGCUUCCCCUCUUCCCCAAGUCACGACUUUAAAAUUUUUUUUUGAAGGGGAAUGGAGUGUUUGAUAAUAUUUUGUAUAUUGAAAAGCAACAAGUCACAACAUUCUUUUCACAAGCAGAAUGCUGCCACCCCCCUCCCCAAAAAAGCCUCCUUGUCUUUGUUGCCAGACACAAAAGAGGAAACAAAAAGGUGUCUGUGAGUGGAAAGAUAUAACUGAAGAGGGCAACUUUCAGAGACAAAGUAGCUCCCUUAAAAAAACAGAGAUUUACCCAUGGAUGUUAAUUUGGUAGAGAUGAACAUUCGCUUUCUGAAAAAAGGAAAAGGCAGUAUAUUUGCAUAGCCCCAUUUAAUCUGAAAUUUCUGAUUUAACUAAAAGAACCCCAAGGGUGCUUUUUGUUGUUCUUUCUUUCUUUCUUUUGGUUACCCUAUUUGUUUUAACCUGGGAAUUUAAUUCAGGACACCUGACAUAGCAAGCUCUGCUAAAAAGUUCACAGAAAUCCCUCCCUUUAUUUCCCUUCUCCUUAUAAGCCUGUAUUUAGUCUUUCUUUUUUCUAUUUGAACCUUUCUAGAUGAAAGGAAAAGCAUAAUGCCUUGAGUCCUGUGAUAAAGGAAAAGUUAAAAUCAGACAGAAGCAUUUUGUCCUGUUUUUUUUUUUUAGUUCCAUCUACAAAUCUGUUUUUAAAAUAUGUGUAUGCUGACUCUCAGACUUUUAUUUUUGUGGGGAAUUGUAAUCUGGAAAGAUGAGCUCUGUUAAAGUGAUUAAGAUUAAUCUCUUCUAAGACCAAAAGAAGAAAGUUCAUAUUGUGGGCCCCAUUUUUUAGGAAAAGUGAUUAAAAGGUAAACUUCAAAGUAAUUCCACAGUUCUUUUGAAAUGUAUGAGAUGGCUUAAGUUUAUUCAUCUUAAAUCAUUUUUGUUUUGUUUUUCUCAAAAGGAAUAAAAGGUGGAUUUUUUUGCAGAGUUUCCUGGAGUAGAACUUUCAUAGUUUUUGUCUAAUUGCUGAUUUUACAGAAUCCCAGAGUAGCCUUUUCUUGUCUCCACUGUCGGACACUGGCCUCCUAUCCUACUCUCCACAAUGUUUCCUAAGAGUAAUUAUGUAGAGGAUACUGUCACUACUUGGAAACUAACUUUAUAUAUGAAGUGCUGGAGAGUGGAACUGCCAUGUUAAUUAAAGGGAGGAAAAAGUGACAUUCUAGCCCUUAGAAUCUCCAAAUCAAAUCCUUAACAGAGCAUUUCCAGCUCUCAAACUGUGGCAUCAUUUGUGUUGUCUCUCUCAAGUGCAUGUGAAAAUUGUAAAAUAGAAGAGACAAUUGCAGUAUGUAUAUUUUGUAAAUCUCCCAUUUUUGUAAGAAGAUAUAUAUUGUAUUUAUACAUUUUUACUUUGGAAUUUUUGGGUUUUGCCUCAGAAAGUCUAUAAAUGAGGCCUCCACUUUACCACAUGUACAGAUCACAAAUAAAUUUUUUUAAAAAAGGUAAA
Messenger RNA from Monodelphis domestica (gray short-tailed opossum), 7251 nucleotides. It is a transcript of the gene FZD7, whose product is annotated as frizzled class receptor 7. The record is from RefSeq and is a predicted model, not a curated record. Gene Ontology annotation, biological process: canonical Wnt signaling pathway; non-canonical Wnt signaling pathway. Gene Ontology annotation, molecular function: Wnt-protein binding; Wnt receptor activity. Lineage: Eukaryota; Metazoa; Chordata; Mammalia; Didelphimorphia; Didelphidae. Gene Ontology annotation, cellular component: plasma membrane.